UGUGUGUGAUUUUUGAAAACAGAAGAAGAAUCGAUCCAUCGAAAACAAAUUAUGUCGGAAGCCGAACAUCCUCAGAGACACAUGCUCAACAAGUUCAUCAAUGCUUUGCGCGACCAGGGAUUUCUUGACGAAAACUUCAGCAGCCUUGGAAAUUUAUACGAUAAUCGAAAUAUGUUGGCUCUAUUUUGCGAUGAUGCCGAACCAAAGCUAGAUAGAGUCGAAAAAUCUCUGAAAAACGAGAAUGUGGAUUUUCAAGGUUUGGCAACUAUCAUAGAACAAAUCAAGGGAAACGCCGCUCGCCUCGGUGGAAAGCGAGUGGCAGAAGCCUGUGCAGAGCUGCAACGCUCUUGCGGGACCAGCGACGUCGAGCGUUGCAAUGAAGCCUACAAGAAGGUUAACUGGGAAUACUACAUUUUACGCGACUGUUUCCACCACAUUCUGCAGGUUCUUCAAAUCCUUGAUUUGCUUUAUAGAUAGGCAUCUCAUAUACAUUGAUGCUAUAUUAUUACUGUUAUUGGUAACACAGGCGGAGAGGACAAUCCGAUCUCGUGAAUGAAGAAACCGCACAGUCCAGCGUGAUAGAGUAAUAAUAAUAAUACAUGGCGAAGGCUUGAUUUCAUUUUUUUUUUUUUUCUUUUUCUUCUUUUGAUAGCUUUGAUUUUUGUGUAAAGCAAGCCUCUUCGGAUAACAAUUCUAAUUCGAAUGCUUUCAAUAUUUUUCUACCUGAUUUAUUUAUCGUGAGGUUAG
Messenger RNA from Cucurbita pepo subsp. pepo (vegetable marrow), 747 nucleotides. The record is from RefSeq and is a predicted model, not a curated record. Lineage: Eukaryota; Viridiplantae; Streptophyta; Magnoliopsida; Cucurbitales; Cucurbitaceae.